This is a messenger RNA of Rattus norvegicus (Norway rat), 3764 nucleotides long. It is a transcript of the gene Kcnab2, whose product is annotated as potassium voltage-gated channel subfamily A regulatory beta subunit 2. Gene Ontology annotation, molecular function: voltage-gated potassium channel activity; methylglyoxal reductase (NADPH) (acetol producing) activity; alcohol dehydrogenase (NADP+) activity. The record is from RefSeq and is a predicted model, not a curated record. Gene Ontology annotation, cellular component: juxtaparanode region of axon; cytoskeleton; cytoplasm. NCBI's taxonomy places the organism in Eukaryota, Metazoa, Chordata, Mammalia, Rodentia, Muridae. Gene Ontology annotation, biological process: potassium ion transmembrane transport; myoblast differentiation; regulation of potassium ion transmembrane transport.
CCUGGUUCGUUAGCUGAGCGUGUAGUUGCCGCACACGGGGCCCUGGCGCUCGCUGCACCAACUUCCUGUUGGGCCUGUGGUCCUUGGUGGCACGCAGUUCGUCCUACAGUGACUCAGCCAUCCACCCAACAUGAGGAACGCGUCUCUUCUGCGGGUCCCGGUCCACAGCAGGAUUUCCCCUCUGUGAAAAGACACGCUGAUCUAGAUAAGUGAGGCCGGCCCCAUGUAUCCGGAAUCAACCACGGGGUCUCCAGCUCGACUCUCCCUGCGGCAGACAGGCUCCCCCGGGAUGAUCUACAGUACUCGGUAUGGGAGUCCCAAAAGACAGCUCCAGUUUUACAGGAAUCUGGGCAAAUCUGGCCUUCGGGUCUCCUGCCUGGGGCUUGGAACAUGGGUGACCUUCGGAGGCCAGAUCACAGAUGAGAUGGCAGAGCACCUAAUGACCUUGGCCUAUGACAAUGGCAUCAACCUGUUCGAUACGGCGGAGGUCUACGCAGCUGGCAAGGCUGAAGUGGUAUUAGGGAACAUCAUUAAGAAGAAGGGGUGGAGACGGUCCAGCCUUGUCAUCACCACCAAGAUCUUCUGGGGCGGAAAGGCAGAGACCGAGAGAGGCCUUUCCCGGAAGCACAUAAUCGAAGGACUGAAAGCUUCCCUGGAGAGGCUGCAGCUGGAGUACGUGGAUGUGGUUUUUGCCAACCGCCCAGACCCCAACACACCCAUGGAAGCAGGGGACCCAUUUAGUUCCUUCAAGUCACGGACAUUCAUCAUUGAAGAGACUGUGCGGGCCAUGACCCAUGUCAUCAACCAAGGGAUGGCCAUGUACUGGGGCACAUCACGCUGGAGCUCCAUGGAGAUCAUGGAGGCCUACUCGGUGGCUCGGCAGUUCAACCUGAUCCCGCCCAUCUGCGAGCAAGCGGAAUACCACAUGUUCCAGAGGGAGAAGGUAGAGGUCCAGCUGCCAGAGCUGUUCCACAAGAUAGGAGUAGGUGCCAUGACCUGGUCCCCUCUGGCCUGCGGCAUUGUCUCAGGGAAGUAUGACAGUGGCAUCCCACCCUACUCCAGAGCCUCUCUGAAGGGCUACCAGUGGUUGAAGGACAAGAUCCUGAGUGAGGAGGGUCGCCGCCAGCAAGCCAAACUGAAGGAACUGCAGGCCAUUGCAGAGCGCCUAGGCUGCACCCUCCCACAGCUGGCCAUAGCCUGGUGCCUGAGGAACGAGGGCGUCAGCUCCGUGCUCCUGGGUGCUUCCAAUGCAGAACAACUUAUGGAGAACAUUGGAGCAAUACAGGUCCUUCCAAAAUUGUCGUCCUCCAUCGUCCACGAGAUCGACAGCAUUCUGGGCAAUAAACCCUACAGCAAAAAGGACUAUAGAUCCUAAGUCACCCCCCCGCCCCCCCCAGCUCCCCCAGCUCGGACAGUUCCUGGUUCCCUCCUCGUCUCUCGUUCGCUCGCUUCUGCCGUUUCAAAGCCAAAUUGCAGAGUGUGGUUCACACCCAACGGGAAAACACCAUGCCCAGACGUCACCGGGGAUUGAUCUCGUCACCGGGGAUUGAUCUCGAGUCACCGCCCAACGCAGCCUGCCGCUUCCUCGCUGGAUGCGACCCGACGGGUGCCAGGGGAUGGCAUCAAUUAGGGGCACAUCCAGAGGCUCCCACCCAAGCCUGCCACCCCUGCUUAUCCCUCAAGAAGAAACACUUGCCCCCAGCCGUGGCCCUCCAUCGAGAUUCGAGAAGCCAUGGCCGGGUGGAGGUCUAGUCCUCGGAGUGGCCAGGGCUGGCCUCUCUGCCAGGAACCCGUCUCAGAAGAGGGGCGUGCACCCCUCUCCCAGAGCCCCUGGUUAGAGCAGGGCCUCCCUCUUUCCAUGGACACCAGGCACUUUGUUCAGGGCUGGCCUGGGAUCCCACUCUUCCCAGGCCUUGACCUGCCCCACGCACCCACUGGGCCUUGGCUGGGACUACCUAGCUGGCCCUCAGCCCCUCCCUUACCCUUGCUGGCAGGGGCAGGGAUCCCAGCUGGCUUUCCCAGCAUCUUCUAUCCUAUGUGUGACAUACAACUGCCGAGCCCCCAACAGGGAAGCUCAGCAGGCUUGGAUGGAGCCCAUUGGAGUAAGCCUCUCAAGACAGACACUAGUGGACAAGUGUGGCAGCUGGCCCCACCGUAGGCAGGUGGCAGCAGGCUGGGCCCAAACUUGCAAGACCAUAUUGCUCUCAUAGACCUUCCUCUGAUACCUCUGCUGUGCUGGGGGGGGGGGGAGUGGGCUCACGACAUGGGCUUUGCACACAUGAAGCACUUAGAGCUCCCUAGGGCUUCCAUAUUGCGAGCCAAGGGACCAAGGGAGCAGCAGCUCCAGUAACAGUCUCCGUGUUGUAAGAAAAGACCUCUCCCUAGGAAAAUGGCUAGGACCACCCAUUCCUUUCUGCAUACCCUUAUGCUGUCCUAGGGCAGGAUAGAGAGACAGAGAGUGGGAAGGAUGGACACCCCCUUAUUAGUGGGAGCUAGAUGGAUGUAGACGCCAGGAAGCCUACAGGUUUGGGCAGUGCAUGCUGCCUGGAGGCCCAAUCCCGUGGUCUUAUGAUGCUCUAGGGGACAGGGUCCUACCCAGCUGGCUCCCCAGGAGACCCAAGUCUCCUGCCCUGGACAGGUCGUGGCCAGCUCCCAGGCACAAGCCCUGGACCAUAGUGCCAUGGCUACCUUCUGUAGCUGCUAUUCCAAGGCUCCUCUCUGCCGCUCUUAAGGCUGGGCAGAGGUUAGGACUGGGGUAAGGGGUAGGGUUAUGGGGUAGAGACGGGAAGAAAAGCAGACAGGGUGAGUAGCUUCCUCUCACACGCAACCCCCCUGUAACCCCUGGGCUCUCAAACCUUCAAUGCUCAUAGCGCUGACCCCUGAGACCUCAGAAGCAGCCCUGCGGGUGUGGGGAUGGAGGCCACUGGGCUCUGGUACUUCUAUGUCUGACUAGAGCAGCCAGCUUCCCAGACAGGGCCCUGCAGUGGCCCGGCAGGAAGUGCCAGACCUGUCCACACAGCUGGCCUUGGCCCUGCUUGCUACGUGGGCCAGGCAUUCAGGGAUGCCCACAGUAGGAGCCGCUGCCUGCCUGUGAACCACACCUCAGAGCUAUCCUCCUGCUGGGCAUGUGCAAGAGACAGGAAAACAGGCCGUAGGGCUAAGGCCCACAGGAGCCCAGAUGCAGACAACCUCCUGGAAGACAUUUUAGCCAAAUGUUUCUGAGAGGUUUCCUUCCACACCCCCCUCUUGAAGCAUUGGGGAUUUGCAUCUUAAGCUUCUGUGGGGGUGGGGGGUGGAGGAGGAGGGACUUGGGAGGCCACAGAAGUUGAUCAAGUGCAGACAGCCUAUAAAUGGGAGCUUGUCCCGGGCCCUCAAAGGGUCUAAGGCUAGCCCCUCCCUCCAUGGCCUCUCCUUCCUUUAGUCCAACUGCCUGCUGGUCAGACCAAGCCAGCCUCUCUCCACCCUCUUGAAGUAGUCUGUCAGGCCUGGUGCAGGAGGAGGGCUAUGUAUAGGAUCUGGCACAUGGAGCCCUGCUCCUGCUCAUCCCAGACCCAGGGUCCUGAGGCACAGCAGGGCACCUGGGUGCCCGCUCUGGCCGUGUACAUAACGUGCUUUCUCUCCCCAUUUUUUAACGAGCGUGGCUCCUCGCUAACUGCACCCCACCAAGGCCGACCGCAAACGCCUCCAGCUUCCUGACAGACUCGGACCAAGGUGCGGCCCGUAUUUAUGGAAUGGCAAAUAAAACCCAAGCCCUUUGGUCUCCA